ACGUAUCCACAAAGAAAGCAAAGAUUGUCAUCAUUUCUCCGAUAUUCGCAAAGGAAAGGAUAAGCCUACGAGGCAAAAACCAAUAUAGACCGAAAUCUGCCUCCCAAUCCUUCGAUCUAAAUCCAGAACGGGGUCCUUGUCUUCUCACGCCAGCCCGUCUAAUUUCGUAGCCUGUCCCGAAUUCCAGCACCUACUCGCUGCCUCUUACGCCAGUCUCUGCCCUCUAGAACCUCAAUCCAAUGACAUCCUCCUCUCGCCUUGCUCGAGCGUCGAUGUCAAAUCUGAGUCUGCGUGAAUUCUGGAGCUUGUCUCACCUCAUCUGUAUCAGAUGUGAUAAGUCGUGAAAGUCGAGAGAUUUCGUGGCCUUGUAAUUUUAUUUUCGUGCGCAGUAAGUGAAAAGUGAAUUCUUUAGGGUUCCCAAAAGACUUGUGUAGUCAGUUCUUACACGACCAUCAUUUCGAUCCCUGAGGAGUCCGAAACCCCAGAAUCUAACACGCAUAGCCAGACCCCGUCGAUUACAGCCUGUGGAUCUGAUUUGGACACAUGCUCUUCUUCCGCAAUGCGGCUAUGCGGAAUAAGAACGUGGUGAAAUCUUCCGGAAUGCGAGUUGAAUGAACGAAGAUGUCGUGGGCGACAUAAAUCCCAGAGUGGCGAAUCUUCGAAAUAUGCCAAAAUCUGAGAUUUUUUCUGCUUAAAAAAUUAAGAGUGCGAGCGCGCAAGUGCGAGUGUGUGAGUUUCAGUCUCCGUAGGUUUGGCAUGCACUCGAUGUUCGACUGUGGAAUCAAAUGGAGUUGAUGCUCGCCGUGUCCUGCCAUGUUCUUCACCAGACAAUACUCUUUGGGAUCUUCCGGCUCCAGGACCGGAAGGGUAUGGCGUGACAGAAGCUUGACAAAAAUUGAGAACAACGAAACUUGUUGUAUCGUAUCGUCCGGACCCUGUAGCUACAUGGAUGUUUCCUCCUGGGCACCGAUGGAAGUGGAAGCGCUCUGUCGAGAUGCUUCGCGGAUCCAUCUGGACAAAAGCGUAAGUUUGUCAUGUCUCGUUGUCGUUUACGUGUGUCUGGAGCAAACCUUGCAGUGAUGGUCGUGCUGCAUGAUUUUCUGCCUCCGUCCUCAACUUCCAACCUCCAACUCCCAAACGGCAGCAAGUUUCUGCGAAUGUUGAAUUCUCGUUGUGGGUAGUUCGUCUAUGGAUUAUAAGUUACAGAUGAAUGCGAGAAGACAAGAUCAUGAUUCUUUUGUCCUCAAUCAUCACCCUUUCUCGAAACAAGCACAACAUGAAUAUAACAUAUCGGAGACAUAACUUCAGCUAACUUAGAUUGCUCCAGGGGCAUCUAAUUUUCACCUGGCACAUGUUAGAACUCAUUCUCAAGAAUGCCAUCACCACAUGAAUCCAAAAUGUCAUGGAUGUAUGCCUUGCAUCAUGUAAUUUACUACAAAUCAACCGG
Molecule: messenger RNA, 1447 nt
Organism: Marchantia polymorpha subsp. ruderalis
Lineage: Eukaryota; Viridiplantae; Streptophyta; Marchantiopsida; Marchantiales; Marchantiaceae
Source: the annotation of a GenBank genome assembly